UUCUUUUUUGCAGAUGCCAGAUCUCGAGCGCUCACGGACCAAAAAGCCCCUCACACUGUUCCAGUGCACGCUUCUGGCUUUCCGGUUUGUGAUGUCAGAUACAGACCAUGAUGAGUUUGUCCUCAGGAAAUUCAACAUCACUUUAGAAGGAUUUCAGAGAUUCUCUCCAGCCAUCACGCGCUUCAGAAAGGCUAUGCUCAAAGGAAGCGGCUUUACAGAGAAACACUGUGAUAUCCUGGUGCCUUUACUGACCUCACCAAACUCUCACCUGACUCAUCUUGAUCUGAGCCACAAUAGUCUGGGACUGUCUGCACUGAAGCAACUUUCUAGGGCCUUUUGUGAUCCCAAAUGCCAGAUUCAAAUGCUGAACCUCAGCCACAACGACCUCCAUAGUCAGGACAUGGAGUUCAUCAAGGACGUGCUUUCAGGAUCAAAUGUGAAUCUGAAAAUCCUGGACCUCAGUGACAAUCAUCUAGAAGACGAAGGAGUAAAAAUCCUCUCGGCUGGGCUGCGGAGUGCUAAGUGUCAUCUUGAAGUUCUGAAACUCUCAGGCUGUCAGAUUCAAGAAGGAGUUUUGAAGUUGCUGUCGUCUUUGAAAGCCAGUCUGAGAGAACUGGACCUGCAGUAUAAUGACCUUGGAAACAUCAUGGAAAAGAAAGUUCGUCGACUGAAGGAUAAGCUGCCUUCACUGAGAAUUUACACUGGAGGAGUCUGCAAUCACCAACCAGGACUGUACAAAUAUGCUGUCACACUCACCUUUGACCCUCAGACGGCUAACGAAUACCUCUAUCUGAGCGAGAACAACACAGUAGCUGUUUGUAAGAGAGAGAGGCAACAGCUUCCUGCUAAUGACGAAAGAUUUGACAAGUGCAACCAGGUCCUGUGCUGCCAGCCGCUGUCAGGACGUUGCUUCUUUACGGUGGAUGUGAGCGGGACAGGUGUGCACAUGGGUGUGGCCUGUAAGGGAAUUAAGAGGAAAGGUGCAAAUGACACCGUACGUCUGGGACGCAAUAAGAUGUUGUGGUGUUUAUGUUGCUCAAAAAAUGUAUGUGUGGCUCAUGACAAAAAAACGGAAUCACUAACUAAACCACUUCAAACAGAGUCCACCAGAAAACUCGGUGUGUUCCUGGACCGGGAGGCUGGUUCUGUUUUCUUCUAUAGGUUGAACCUAAACUCAGAGCCUGAACUCUUGCACAUGUUUGAUGCAGAGUUUCCUCAGGACCAGGAACUUUACGCUGCGUUCAGUAUUCAGGAACCAGACAGCUCAGUCCAUUUAAGGCAAGCAUCACUAUAACUAUACCUUUACAGUUACGGUUUGUGCUCCAGACAUGAAUGAUGCCUCAAAUUAGGAGAGUGUGAUUAGACACACAGUAUACACCUGGCAGACCUACUGAAAGCAACCAGCUAGGAAAACCACCUAGAAGAUCAGCAAGUGUUGAAACAUGACUUCAUCAUCAUUAUUGUGCGCUUUAUAAACACUAAACAACAGUACUAUGGCAUUCUUGUGUUACAUUUUAGUUAAAAUGUCUUUAGUUUUGUAUAUCUCCAUGUAACUGGUUUCAUUUAAUCAAAAAUAAAGUUUUAUUAAUUGGAUCUGAUGCAGUUUCCAUGUACUGGACUGAGUUUUUAAAUCUGCCAUCCCAAACCUACAGUAUAUGGCUUACUUUCUUCUGGGGAGCAAAGAAGAUAAGAUACUUUUUUUUCCA
This is a messenger RNA of Sinocyclocheilus rhinocerous, 1706 nucleotides long. RefSeq names its product NACHT, LRR and PYD domains-containing protein 13-like. The coding region runs from base 14 to 1294 and encodes 426 amino acids. The transcript has 5 exons. NCBI's taxonomy places the organism in Eukaryota, Metazoa, Chordata, Actinopteri, Cypriniformes, Cyprinidae. The record is from RefSeq and is a predicted model, not a curated record. Gene Ontology annotation, molecular function: protein binding.